Molecule: messenger RNA, 3495 nt
Organism: Trichobilharzia regenti
Lineage: Eukaryota; Metazoa; Platyhelminthes; Trematoda; Strigeidida; Schistosomatidae
Source: the annotation of a GenBank genome assembly
AUGGAUGAAACAGACGAAAGUGAAGAGUACUCAAGAAAAGGCGAAUCCUUCACAAAUACGACUGGAUCUUCUUCAUCGCCACCUCCAGGUCAACCACAACCACCUCCACCUCAGCUACCUUUAUCGCUUCCACCAUUAAUUUCAUCAUCAUCAAAGUUAACCGAUGAGAAACGUGAAUUCUUCCCUGAAAAAAUGCCUAACAUUAAUAAAGAGACGAUGAACAGUAAAGCGAUGAUUGCCAACAGUUGGACUUCACAGUCAUCGAAUGUAAUUACAGCAAAAGCUUCACCAGCUAUUCGAUCAACAAGUCCUCGGACAAAUCAAUCUCCAAGAUUUGUUAGAUCUGCAUCUGAAAGAUUUCCAGAAAUCAAUUCAAAGAUCAAUCGUUCUUCGGGUACGCGGAAGUUUGAAGACAUUUACUUGGAAAAUGAAUCAAACAAUGAUGUUUUGAAAAAGAAUACACAUAGUACAAAUAUUUCAAUAGGUCAUCAUACUGGUGAAGAUUACACUAUCGAAGUACCACAAAAAGUGGCGGCCUAUUCAGCAAUCACAACAAAGACAAUAUUCCCUGAUAUUGAAAAGUUUAAUCAUACUAAUACUACAACAACGAAUCUACCCAGUAAAUUCAAUGAACCUUUACACCAGGUUGCUAAACCAACUAGUGAUCUAUUUUUAGAAAAAGAGUCAAGUUGGAUUAAACGAAAAAAUGAUGAACUGAUGAACAAUGAGAUUAAAAUUGAUAAUUCACCUUUGACGAAACCAUUAAAACAACCAGUCCAAGUAAGAGUAUCAUCAGGUCCAUUAGCAUCAGCAGGACCAAUAUACUCAGAGCAGCCAUCAUUCUCUUCACGGAUGAUACAUAGUUCACCGUGUAGUCCAACUCUGGAAAGAAAUGUGACUAUAAAACGCACUCAUCAACAUCAACAUGCUGACGAAGAUGGAUAUUUACGACAGCAUUCACGACAAACUGGUCUACCACCACGUCCACUGCGUUCACCAAUCAUGCGUAUCAGCGGUAGAUCGGCUUCACCAGUCAUUAAUCGCAACUCGUUGAAAACCCAGUCGUCUGGACAAUUUGGUAAUGGUACAACAACAUCUACACGUAUAGAUCCAAUUACUGGAGAAUUGCAGCAUGUAACAACCCGAACACGAUCAUAUACUGAUUUAAAUCAGAAUGCUACAGUCGAUGAAGUUGAAGAACAUAUAUGUGGUGAAGGGAAUACAGAAGUAAGGGUGGUUCGACGUAAAACCAGGAGAAUAAAACCAAAUGCUAAUCGAGAAUCCAGAAGUAAUGACAGCGCAAUAUUUCAUCAGGAUUCAAGAAUUCGUCAGCGUACAGAGGAAACGAAAACAGAACAAAGGGCUGAAGAAGAAAUGCAUUAUCAGUUUCCCGUUACUAAAGUUCAACCACAUAGGACUGCAAGUCAAACAAACAUCAGUGGACCUGCAUCCGUCACUAAGACAGCCUGGUUAUCAGAGACUAAUUUACGAAAUAGUUCAAUGUGUAAACAACCGCCAAUGUAUUCAACAUAUUCUGCACACAAAGAAAAUCUACGCCGGAUGCAAGAACAAAGGAGAACAGCAGAAGACUGGACAUCUAAUAGACAACUGCAUGAUAGCCGAUCAGUUGGUAGUCGUGCUGUCCUGGAGGAAAUGGAGACAAUAACACUACAACCGAUUGGUCGAGGUGUACAUGAUCUUGAACCACCAGCUGGUUCAAUAGCACGAUCAGUUCGAGCUAAUACUCCAACGGGUCGAUCAUCAUCCUACAUAGUGCCUAUAAGCAGACCACAUUCAUCUGCAGCAAGAAUUCAUCCAGUCAGCGCGGAAAGAACAAAACAGUCUAGCUAUAAAGAAUAUUAUAGUAGUCCUAUACGUCUAAAACGUAGUACUAUUGAUUUACCGUAUAGUUCAACAGUUACCCAGGCAUUGAUAAGUCCACCGACUAGUAGACGAUAUGUUGAUUUCAUCUGUGCUAGUCAAACAACAACACAUGUGUCAAGUAUGAAUCGUGGCCUACAACAUCAACAUCCACCUGUGCCUCUUCCACCUCCACACACUAACAAUAUCACACAUUUAAUUAAUAAAUGGAAUUCAAAUUCAAAUAAUUCACAGAAAAAUUCUACUGGAGGUUUAAAUCUACCAAAGGUGAAUACAAAUUCAUAUGCAAGACAAACGUUAACACAGAAUAUACAGGAAAUUACACAAAAGCAACAGAAUCGACAACAUUCACCGAAUCAACAUCAUCGUAUAUCAAUGGAUCAUAAUGAAUUAGCCAAUCGAUCAUAUGCUCCUGGUGGAUGGGAUCAUCAAGAUGGUUUUCGUACAAUUGCAACAACUAAUUAUCAUCGUGAAUUACACGCAUCUGGACCUCAAUCACCAUAUCUUGGAGCAUUUGGACCGAAUUCGCAUUAUGAGGCAACACCAGUUGGUAGUCGUUCAGUCGUUCAACAAUCUGAGAAUAACUGGAAGACUACAACUGCCUUCUCUCCAGCCGGAAGUUUGUCUGGUACCAAUGUCGUUGUUGAUGGUGUAGACGGUGAUGUAGCAGGAAUGCGUCAAGUGGUUGAUACAUCAAAAUACUGGUACUUGCCAGGGAUUUCACGUCCAGAUGUAAUCGCAUUAUUACGCGACAAAGAACCUGGCAGUUUUGUUAUUCGUAACAGUAACACGUAUGCUGACAGUUUUGGUUUGGCACUGAAAAUUCCACCAAGUUCACCAAGGGGGUUGCCUAACAAAGAUGAUAAUCAAUCAGAGUGGGUUCGUCAUUUUCUCAUCGGUACUGUACCUAUGCAUGAUGGACGUGGGAAUGGUGUUCACUUGCGUGGAUUUUCUAGUGAUCCAACAUUUCCAAGUUUAGCAGCUUUUGUUCAUUAUCACCUAAAUCGACAAGGUGCUCUACCAUGCACUCUACGCCUUCCUACAGUAACCAAUCAUUCUGUAUUCAAUCAACAAAGAACAACUGUCAACGAUCAUGGUACUUAUAGUUCAGAAACACCAUUGCCUACAGCAGUGCCUAGUAGUACAAUGACUAUGGAUAUGUUAUAUCUUGGCUCAGUUGAAGUUGAUCGUUUAGAAAAUAUGAAUGCUGCAAGUCGUGGAAUUGGAAAAAUUCUUAGUCUAGCUGAAUCGUAUUCAGAUGGUCUACCAAAACAAUGUGAAGUACAAAUUAAAGUUAUUCCACAUGAAGGAGUUACUUUCAUGGAAAAAUCAAGAAGAAGUCUAUGGAAAAAAGUUAUUAAACCAAGCAAUCUACUUUGGUGUGGUAUGGAUCCAGAAAACAGAGAAUUUAAUGAUGUAGAAUUACGAUCUAAGGGAAUGUAUGGUUCAAAGUUAUUCGCUAUAGUUGCUCGUAAGCAACGCUUUUGGUUACAUGAAAAUGUGGUUUAUGUGUUCUGUGAAGUAAAUCACAAUCAAUCAGCAGCCCAGCUAACCAGAUAUGUGAAUUCUGUAUUCCCUUGUAAAAAUCCUACUGAAGUAUACAACAAUCUCUAA